CUACAGAGUGAACAUCCCGGCAUCGUCGCGAUCGAACAGACGCGUCUUGUCCUGAACCUCCAUGAUCACCGCGUAGAAGCACGCAAUAUGGCAGCCCCCACCGAAAGCCCAGUCAGCGCCAUCAUCAAUCAGCUCAGAAAUCCCAUCCCAGAUGCAGAAACCCUCCUCACACUGCUGGCUGCUCCUCUCGACUCUAUAUCUCUCCUAGCACCUCCCCUGCGCAAGUACAACGCGAAUUCCCUUCCCAGUGGCACGUUCUCUAUCGCGCGCCAUGUUCCCCAAAUCCAGACUGCACUCAUUCAGCACAUUGUCCCUACUUGGGACAUCGUUCUCGAAGAGAAGCAGGCCAUGCCCAUCGUGACACAAUACUUUUGCCCCGAUUCCUUCUACUACAGCACCCCCGCAGCGGGAGAAAUAGUCAUUCACGCCCUCAGCACCAUCAUUUCCCUGCCCCUCACAGACUUCUCUAUCCGCAUGCUUGCCCGCAUCGCUAUCGAAUAUCCCAUCGACCGCAUCCACGCCGCCAUCUUCCAGUCUAAAUCCUACACUUCCAAAGAAUCCCUCGCCUGGGAGGACUACAUCCGCGACCUCUGCACCGUCCCCGGCAAGGUCGCCAACUUCUUCGCCGCAACGCGCGCACCUCCGCCCGCUCUAGACUACGAGCCCUACUUCAGUCAUGUCUGUACGCGCUUCGAAUGCCUAGUAUCCGCCCUGCCACCGCAAGGUGCGCUGCCCUCCCUCACGUACGUGCUCAUCAAGCUCGCGAACGUGGGUGUGUUCCCGCCCACUCCACCCGUCGAGCGCUCGCGACCAUCCUUCUGGAGGACCACGCUUCCUAUCAUCAGGCGGAAGCUGGAUAAUAAGAAAUACGCGCAUGCGUGGAGUGAAUUGCUGGCGGCGAUACCGGCGACAACGACGACUCAAAUUAUCCUUGUAUCUCUAUUUGCCGCCCUGGAAGUAAAUGAGAAGGGCACGGAUGGGUCGGCGCCGCAGCGGGCGCUUGUCAAGAGGGAAGCGCGGGUGCUCGUUGGUGUACUAGGAUACGCGACGAAGGACUCGCAAAUUCGCGAUCUAGCGUUCGGGAUAAUGCUUGGGAAGGAGUGGAAGGAAUUGCAUGGCCGGAUCUUUGUCUGCUGGACUGCAAGCGCAUCGUGGAAUGGGACCAAUAUCGAAGGAUUGGAAUUACUCCUCAAAGACGUGCUUGACCUAUGGUCUUCGCCAGACCAUGUCAAACAUUCCCUCCUCUCCCGACACCAAUACAUCACAUCCCUCCUCCUCCUCACCGCAUCCUACUUUCCGCCCUCUCACCCCUCGGUGGCCAGGUUGGCCAUCUCGCCUGCUUUUAUAUCCGGCGUGAGCAUCUACAUCGGGCAUAUGGACACAGGCGUGCGCCGCUGCGGCAUGCUCGUUGCUGAGAUGGUCGCGCGCUAUGCCAACAAGUCGCUUGACUUCGGUGAUUGGGACGGCAACGAUAGAAGCAGCGUUUGGUGCCGAGAGCUGCGCGCUCUGCUAGGCGCGCGCGAUAUGGACGCAGAUCUCAGUGCUCUGGACGAACAGCCCGAUACGGAUGUACCGGCCUCUCAAACCACCCUCUUUGAGGAUGCCGAUGAGGAGCUCACCACCUCAUCCGCUGCUGCUGCCGGAGCGCAAUCUGCCCCCAUCACCCUCACCUCUACCACCUACGACUCCGACGACUCUCUCGAAGGCUAUGUUUCACCCUCUUCCAGCCGCUCCCCCUCCCCCACUCCCUCCUCCCUCGCCGAAAUCGAAAAAGAUCCCUCGCUCGCCGUCGCCCCCAUCAAGGUCCCCCGCCCCGUCUAUCUCGCCCAGCUCGGCGCCCUCCUCCGCGGCCCGCCAGGCGCUAAGCCCCUCGAACCGCAAGAAGAGUACAAGCGCCUGGAAGUCGCACUCAACUGCGCGGAGGAGCUGAUACGGAAGAAGCGCGGGUAUGGGACGGAGCUGGAGGAGAAUGCGGACAAUCUGGUGUAUGGAUUGGUCGCGUUGCAGGAUAACUUCGACCUGGAUGGAAUUGAGGAGAAGAGGCAAGGAGCGCUGACGGCGCUAGUGGCAUGUUGUCCGAGGAAAGCGGCGCCGGCUCUCGCUGAAGCGCUCUUCCAAAAUCAAUACUCGGCACAACAGCGCUACACCAUUCUCAACGCUCUUGCUCUCGGCGCGCGAGAGCUUGCGGGCCUUGAAGUGCCGCCCUCCGCUGUCCCCGCCGCGCGCACGGCAUUCCCCAGUAAAAUGCUUCCACCUGCGCUCCACCAAAAGUACAUUGCCGCGCAGGAGAACAAUCCCCUUCCCCGCCUUGUCGACGGCAUCACCCGCAAAGCACUAGACAAAAACGCCGCCGACGCAGAGGAAACCGCCCCCACCCUCGCACGCGAGCGGCGGCUCCGCCUCCGACCCCAGCCCAAGGUCACCGAGAUCUCAGGCCUCGCAAAGCCCCCACCCCCUCGCGAAACAACCUACGCUGAAAUCGCCGCCGAGUACUUCAUCAUGCCCCUCAUAAAUCGCUUCUGGACCUACCUUCGCGACGAGCGCACCCGGGAGGAGCGCACCGCGCACCGGACCUCUCAGCACCGCUAUCGCGGCGCCGGCGUCGGCCUCGUUCUCGGCGCCCUCGUCCUCUCGCGCUUCCUGAGCACGCUCGCCGUCCUUGUGCACGCCGCUCAGAACGCGCCCGAAUGGCUCGCCGUCGUCGCGCCUGAGGCACUCGAGCUUGCGCUGACGCUGGGCGCGAAGCCUGUCAGUGCCGCAGAGCUCGAACCGGGCCAGGACGUCGAGGAGGGCGGAAAGCAGGCAGCGGUCUUGGUAGCCGCACUCGAGUUGGCGAUCAUCGUUCUGGACGGAUGUUUAGAGCUGGAUGGCGGGCAGUCGAUGGGGCUGGAGCAUACGGCGCUGCUGUUGGGUGUGGGUGAGUGGGGCGGGGCUAUAUUCUCGCAGCUGGAGAAGGGAGCGUUGGUGCAGGGUGGCGGAGGGGAAUAUGAGGUGAGAUUGAGGAGGUCGGCGGCGGGCGUGGUGCUCAAAGUGGACGAGAUGACGGCGAAGUGGAGGCGAUCUAUGGUAGAUCUGAAAUAAUGUAUUUCGUACUGCAGUACACGCAUGUCGAAUCGUACAAUAAAUAUGUGAAGGAGAACACGAGCGUUAUGAAUUGGUAUCGUUUGCGCGACC
This is a messenger RNA of Schizophyllum commune H4-8, 3174 nucleotides long. RefSeq lists its product as uncharacterized. NCBI's taxonomy places the organism in Eukaryota, Fungi, Basidiomycota, Agaricomycetes, Agaricales, Schizophyllaceae. The coding region runs from base 88 to 3081 and encodes 997 amino acids. The record is from RefSeq and is a predicted model, not a curated record. Gene Ontology annotation, cellular component: cytosol. Gene Ontology annotation, molecular function: Hsp90 protein binding; telomeric repeat DNA binding. The transcript has 5 exons. Gene Ontology annotation, biological process: telomere maintenance via telomerase; protein stabilization.